Periophthalmus magnuspinnatus is the source of this 2391-nucleotide messenger RNA. Its product is annotated as UDP-glucuronosyltransferase 2B4-like. The transcript is spliced from 3 exons. Gene Ontology annotation, molecular function: UDP-glycosyltransferase activity. Bases 156 to 1787 code for a protein of 543 amino acids. The record is from RefSeq and is a predicted model, not a curated record. NCBI's taxonomy places the organism in Eukaryota, Metazoa, Chordata, Actinopteri, Gobiiformes, Gobiidae.
ACAUGAGGACGGUGCAGUUUACAUAGCCUCGGAUAAAGCUGUGAUCACAGAGAGAGGGAGCACACGAGAGGGAGAAAGGGAGAAAGAAAGAAAGAAAGAGAGGAGGAGGACCGGUAAAUUAAUCUGAGUCGACAGAUUUGAAAUGUUCUUUUACUAUGGAUCAUUCCUGGAUAACUGAGGGAUUGCGCAGACAUUUUUCCAGGAUGGGGUGGCAUGCUCUGCUCCUACUCCUCUGGGCCCUGCCUCUCUGUGACAGUGGGAAAAUCCUGGUCUACCCCAUCGACGGGAGCCACUGGCUAAACAUGCGCGUCCUGGUGGAGGCUCUGCACGCUCGGGGGCACGAGAUCACGGUGCUACGCUCCUCCACCAGCUGGUACGUGUCCGAACACUCCCCCUAUUACUCCUCCAUCACCAUCCCACAGUCGCGGCCUCAGAACCUGGAGAGCGAAGACUUCAUGGCGGGCUUCCUCCAGAGGUCCAUCGAGAUCAGGAAGAACCGCGGGUCACUCUGGGCCCUCAUCGACUUCUACAAAAACCUGUUUGAGAUGAUCAGAGAGAACCAGGAGGUAGUGGUUGAGUUUGUGGUGACUAUUUUUGAGAAUAAAACUCUGAUAAAGGAGCUGAGAGACACGGGAUACGAUGUGUUCCUGACUGACCCGGCAUUUCCAGGUGGAGUGCUGUUGGCUCAUUACCUAAAGCUGCCCACUGUCUUUAACGUACGAUGGAUCUUUAAUGGAGACUCACACUUCAUCCUCGCCCCCUCCCCUCUGUCCUUCGUGCCUCAGCUCUUCUCUCAGUACACCGACAAAAUGAACUUCUUCCAGCGACUGUCUAAUGUGUUUUACCACAGUGUCCUGGUGUAUAUGUUACACUACGUGUCGAACCCUCCAUACCAGGCCGCAUGCGAUCGAUACUUUGGCCCUGGGACGGAUGUGGUGUCCAUGAUGCUGGGAGGAGACAUCUGGCUCAUGAGGAUUGACUUCACCUUUGACUUCCCCAGGCCCACCAUGCCAAACGUGGUGUAUAUCGGGGGCUUUCACGGCAAGCCCUCUAAACCUCUACCUGCAGAUCUGGAGGAGUUUGUGCAGAGCUCAGGAGAACACGGGGUGAUCAUCAUGACUAUGGGCACUCUGCUUGGAGACCUGGGCCCUGAGAGGUCAGAGGUUGUUGCGGCAGCGUUUGCCGCUCUGCCGCAGAAGGUCAUCUGGAGACACGUCGGGCAGCGGCCCGUUGCCCUUGGCAACAACACAAGACUGGUGCAGUGGAUGCCUCAGAACGACCUCCUCGGACACCCCAAAACCCGAUUGUUUGUGACGCACGGAGGGACCAACGGUCUGUACGAAGCUAUCUACCAUGCGGUGCCCAUACUGGGCAUCCCACUCAUCUUUGACCAGUUCGACAACAUGGAGCGAAUGAAAGCUCGUGGAGUGGCGGAGUUUGUGGAACUCACAACAUUAGACACAGACAUUUUAGUAAAAGCUCUACAAAGUUUAUUAGACCCAAAGCAGCCAUAUAAAUCCAACAUGCUUAAACUAUCACAGCUGUUUCAUGACAAACCCAUCAAACCUUUGGACAGCGCAGUCUUCUGGACAGAGUUCGUCAUGAGACACAAGGGGGCGCCACACCUGCGCUCAGAGUCGUACAAACUGCCCUGGUACACAUAUCACUCUCUGGAUGUCAUAGCUACAGUCCUAGCAGCAGUCCUGCUGACUCUCUAUACAGUCUAUGUGUUUUGUCGGUUUCUUAUUCGAUCUCUGAUGAGAGUUAAAAAGUCAAAGAUUGAAUAGGGAUCAAAUAGAAUUGUACAUUUUUUUUAUUUACUUUAUCAGCCUCUUAACAUUUCAGUGAGUGAGUCUGGUAUCAAUAUCACAAUGGCGUCCAAGGGAAAUGUUAUUUAGUAGUAGAGCAUUCAUCAGUCCACUGGGGGUCACUGUUGAGCAGAGCAUGAGUCUUGCUGCUUAUUUGUAAAUAGUGUUUGUGGAGGCAUAUGAAGACUUAUGUAAAUGUUCUAGCCAGAAGAAUAACUCAAAUUGGUCAUUGCAGCUUUUAUUUAUCUUUGAGUAUUUUUUGUUAAUUUAGGCCAUGACAUGUUGAAGUUAAACAUUUUGGAAAUACAUAAAUUAAAUGAUACACAAAUUUUGCCCAGGAUCCAGAAUACACACUUCAACAAUACUUUAUGAAGAUGUGUGUCCAGUCUCUCUGUUGUAGAUGGGAGUGAUUGAAGAGUCACAGGGAACUGAAAAACAUGUGUAUUUCUGCAGAAUUGAUGAGCAAGGCUUUAAACUCUUAAUCUGAGGUGAAAAAUACAGAGAGAUAACAGUUUGGUUUUGUCAGGCAAUCACAAAUUACCAAGUGCAGGAGCAAAACUGAGUGGUGUCAUAGUUCAACAAA